This is a messenger RNA of Gavialis gangeticus (Gharial), 2976 nucleotides long. RefSeq names its product hyaluronan mediated motility receptor (gene HMMR). The record is from RefSeq and is a predicted model, not a curated record. The transcript has 18 exons. Gene Ontology annotation, cellular component: membrane. Lineage: Eukaryota; Metazoa; Chordata; Crocodylia; Gavialidae. The coding region runs from base 92 to 2245 and encodes 717 amino acids. Gene Ontology annotation, molecular function: hyaluronic acid binding.
CGGGGUUUGCAGGGAGAGCGGUUAGGCACUUUGAAUCCAGCAUCGGCGGCAGCGGCCGCUCAGUUGCGCUGCGUUGCGCUACGGGACUGUCAUGUCCUUCCCCAGGGCGCCGCUGCGGCGCUUCAACGACACCGCCGGGUCCCAUGAAAUCGAUUCCUCAGAUGCUGUAAGAGGCCCUAUGCUCUCUGACAAAUCCCACUUCAGAAAACAGAAAGGGACAAUGGAAAAUCAGCAGAAUCUGAACAGUGAAAAUAUGUCUUCUCCCACUCCUAGAAGAAAGUUCCUUUCUCUUGCAACAGUGCCAGUUAGUGGAGUCCUGAGAUCUGCAAAGAAGGCUGCCCUUAUGAAAGAGCAGAGACAGCAGAAGAUGCUAGAGAGAGAGAUUCGUGGAUUAGUGAAAGAACGUGGAGAGCAGGAUAAAAAGCUUCUAGCUCUAGAGGAGGAUCUCACAAAGAUUGAAGCAAAAUUGACUGUUGCAGUCCGUGAGAAAACAUCUCUCUUGGCUAAUGUUGCUUCGCUUGAAAAGCAACUUCUUGAGCUAACAAGAACCAAUGAACUACUAAAAUCAAAAUUCUCAGAAGAUGGUACACAAAAGAAAAUGAGCAGCCUUUGCAUGGAGUUGAUGAAACUCAGGACCAAAAUGGAUGCAAAGAAUAAGAAUGUACUUGCAAAGCAGGAAGACAUGGAAAUGAAGCUACAGGCAGCCCAGAAGAAUCUAGAGCAGUCUAAAGGAAAAGUAGCACAGUUGAAAGAAAAGCUGUCUGCCUCUGAGAAAGAGAAGAUAGAAGAAGAGUCUGAUACUGAGAAACUCUUGGAAUAUAUUAAAGAACUCAGCAUUAUUGCAGAAGAGGCAGAGAAGUACAAACUAGACGUUGUCCAUAUGGAGAAGAUGCUACUGCAGAAGGACCAGGAAACUGUAAUCCUAAAGGAGGAGUUGUCUAAACUCAGUAAAGAAGUAGGUGCAAGAUGCCAGCUGCUUGAACAAGAAAAAGAGGAACUCUUCACUGAGAACCAAGAGAGAGAGCAAAGUAUGAAUGCUGAAAUAGAAAGCUUGAAAGAGAAACUGAAUCUAGCGGAGCAAGAACACCAAAAGCUGCAACAGAAACAGGAGGACACUUGUUCUCUGCUGCAACAAGAGAAGGAGUGUUCUGCUUCUAUGCACCAGAAGCUGCUCAAGUUUCAAGAGGAGGCAACAAAUGAGCGACGACUCCUAGAAAAAGAAUUAGAAGAAGCAGUGAAUGAGCUGGAUAAACUGCAUGCUAAGGAUGAAAAGGCUGAAAAGAUGGUGAAACACCUGGAACAAGAGAGCAAAUCCAGAGCUGAAGAGCUAGCACAGAUAAAAGCAAAACUCAAAGGGAAGAAUGUUGAGCUUCAGAGAAUCAGUGACCUGCAUAACAGUGCCAUGAGCCAGUUGCAAGAAGAGCACAGCAACACACUUCGUAAACUUGGGGAGAACAUUGCUGAAUUUGAAAGUUACAAGUUAUCUAUGGCUGAAGAAAUAUCUAGUCUCCGGCUGGAGAAUAUAUCUCUGCAGGAGAAAGUAGCUGAACUGAAGACAGUAAGUCAAGAUACCCAACAGCAACUGCAGGAGGUAGAACAUGCUAAAGAUAAAGCCAAGGAAGAAUAUGCAAGAAUGCUUCUGGAUGCUCAGACAAAGUUGGCCUUAAAAGAAACAGAAAUAAAAAAAGCUAAUGAUUUGUACAAUGCACAGAUGAUUAACCUUCAGGAGAAAAUGGAAGAACAAACUGAAGAGUUAAAGAAACAGCUUGAAGCGGAGAGAUCAAGGAAAACUACAGAUGAAAAUGUGGCAGCUGGCUUGAAAGAAGAGAUACAAACCUGGCGUACUCUCUAUGAAGACUUGCAUAACAAAACCAAACCUUUUCAGCAACAGCUAGAUGCAUUUGAGGCAGAGAAGAAUGCCCUCCUGAAUGAACAUGGUGCAGCCCAAGAAGAACUAAACAAACUAAGUGAUUCAUAUGCUAAACUACUGGGCCAUCAGAAUCAAAAGCAAAAAAUCAAGCAUGUUAUGAAAUUAAAAAAUGAAAAUAUCCAACUUAAACAGGAGGUUUCAAACUUGCGUACACAAGUAGCUAAGGAAAAACAAGCUCACAAAGAUCUUCAAGACCACCUACAUGCAAUACAGGGCAUCAAGCGUUUUGAUCCUUCUAAAGCUUUCCAGCAUGAUAGCAAGGAAAAUAUUGCUCCCAAAACUCCUUUUAAGGAAGGUGAGUGUAAUAGAAGUUAAAUAUGUAUACUUGCCAGGAAACUUAGAUGUUACAGUGAAGAUUCAAGCAAUCACGCUAUAAAGUGGUGAAAAAUGGAAUUUGUACGUUGGGUCAAAUAUGAACACUUACAAAACAGCUUAACAAAGACUUUAUUUUAAAAUAAAAAUCAAGUGCUGGAUUUUAAACUAACCAUGUAUACUAGGUUAUACCCUGGCACAUCUAAGGCUGUGGAUAAUUAUGUACUUCAAAGAGUCCCUGGUCAGCUACCUCUUCACUGUGUGGAACAGGGUGGUGUCAAGUCAGCCUAAACUGUUUAAGUACUUUGUUUUGUUGUUCUGCUUAACAGUGUAAGGUGGAAUUUAUGGCCCUGCAGAAGAACAGGUGGUUUAAAAAGGUGACAGCUGUAGUACAUGAAAUAAACAUAGCCUGUUUUGAUCCAAAAUUGGCUUGGUCUUGGUGUGUCAGCUACUUAACUAUCCAGGUAUUCUGUGUGUCUUGUUUCACAUGUGACUCCUAAAACAAAGAACAGAUGCAAAAUCAAGUUGCACACUUGAUGACUGGACAGUUUCUAGUGUGGUCCACAUCAACAAAAAAAGACCACCUAACUAGCAUUUUUAGGACAAGAUGUUUCAGGCAUUGAUUUUUUUAAAGAGGUCUUUCUGGUCAACUUCAGUACAAACAGGUGAGGGUGGGGAAAUCUUAUUUGGCUUGUCUAUUUUCCCACCUCUCAGAGUACAUGGUUUCUUUCUCA